This is a messenger RNA of Varanus komodoensis (Komodo dragon), 2436 nucleotides long. RefSeq names its product vomeronasal type-2 receptor 26-like. Lineage: Eukaryota; Metazoa; Chordata; Lepidosauria; Squamata; Varanidae. Gene Ontology annotation, biological process: G protein-coupled receptor signaling pathway. The transcript is spliced from 5 exons. Gene Ontology annotation, molecular function: G protein-coupled receptor activity. Bases 1 to 2436 code for a protein of 811 amino acids. Gene Ontology annotation, cellular component: membrane. The record is from RefSeq and is a predicted model, not a curated record.
AUGAAUGGCAUCACCCGCCUGAAUGCUCCCCUGUCUCUGCUCUCCAUUUGUGCUGGCUUGCCUGCCAGCGACCGCCUUGCCCGUUCUCUUCCAACCGCACAUGUCUUAGCUUCCUCUCCUGUCUUCCAUCUCCUCUUGCCCACCCCCUCUCUCCUCGUUUAUCUGCCCUCAUCCUGCACCACUCCACCCAACCCAGCUGUUCCUGCCUCCAUCCGCAAUCCCGUACAGCUGUGCGCUCACAUGCGUCUCCUGGCUGUUGUCUUCUUUGUGCUGACCAAGUUCUACCAACACAUCUUGUCCUUGGUUUUUGCUGUAAGAGAGAUCAAUGAGAAUCCCAAGAUCCUCCAGAAUGUCACCCUUGGAUUCCACAUCUAUGACAGCUACAACCAGCCCCACAUGACCUAUAAUGCCAUCCUGGAUCUUCUCUUCAAAUCCCAUAGAUUAGUCCCCAACUAUGAAUGUGAUACCCACAGAAAAAUCUUUGCUGUCAUCGGGGCACUUGACUUUGAUACCUCACUCCGCAUGGCAAAUAUUUUAAAUCCCUACAAGAUUCCACAGCUCACAUAUGGCUCCUUUGUCCCAGCAGCAAAUGAAGUGAUGGAGCGCCCAUCUUUUUAUCACAUGGUCCCAAAUGAGGCUCAUCAAUAUAUGGGAAUUAUCCGCUUGCUUAAACUUUUCGGAUGGACAUGGGUUGGGUUCUUUGUGGAAGAUGAUGAGCAGGGUGAAUGUUUCCUGCAGGUCCUGGAGCCACUGCUUUCCCAAUAUGGGAUUUGCACAGACUUCACUAGAAGAAUUCCUGGCCAAGAACAGUUUUCUUCUGCAAGUGAAACAAAUCCUGUAGCCCAUUCUAUGUAUCAACUGAUUAAUUUUAGGAAAUCUAGAGUAUUUGUCAUCUAUGGUGAAACAUACACCAUUCAGUAUAUUAUGUAUUUUAUAAAUGGCAAAGGAGCUCCUGAACGUAAGGCAAAUGCAUUGGCUGGAAAGGUGUGGAUUAUAACAGCCCAGAUAGAUUUUGUGCUGGCAAGCAUUAGUUGGGACUCAGAUCUACAGUUUUUCCAAGGAGCCAUUUACUUCUCCAUUCAUUCCAAUGAAGUCCCUGGAUUCCAGAAAUUUGUUCAGAUGCUAAAACCAGAUUGGACGCAAACGGGUGGUUUCCUCUGGGAAUUCUGGGAGCAAGCAUUGGACUGUUCAGUUCCCCAUCCCAUGGGAGGAUGCAUGGGUGAGGAGGAGCUGGGAAGACUCCUUGGGCAUUCUUUUGAAAUGUACAUGACUGGCCACAGUUACAGUAUUUACAAUGCUGUCUAUGCUGUGGCACACGCUUUACAAGCAUUGUGCUCAUCUAAGUUCAACCAAAGAUCAAUAGUUGAGGGCAAAAAAGGUGACCUAAAAACUCUGCAGUCUUGGCAGGUACUACCCAUUUCUGUCUGUAGUGACUCCUGCCAACCAGGUUAUCAGAAAAGAAAUAAGGAAGGGGAUAAAUUUUGCUGCUAUUAUUGUGAUUCAUGUCCAGAAGGGAAGAUUUCAAACCAAACAGACACAGAUGACUGCUUCAAAUGCCCAGACAAUCGGUAUCCAAGCAAAGAUCAGGAUCAAUGCAUCCCUAAAGUUAUCAGCUUCCUGUCAUAUGAAGAACCAUUAGGAAAAAGUGUAGUGUCAGUUUCUGUUUGCUUUUCCCUGAUCAUAGCCUUGGUUUUGCAAACUUUUAUUAAACACAGAGAUACUCCUAUUGUCAAAGCCAACAAUCGGGCCCUCACCUACACUCUCCUCCUCUCCCUCCUGCUUUGCUUCCUCUCUUCUUUGCUUUUUCUUGGACAACCUAGGAAGAUGACUUGCCUUCGCCAACAGCCAUUGUUUGGUUUUAAUUUUUCAGUUGCAAUUUCUUGUGUGCUGGCCAAAACCACCACUGCAAUUGUAGCUUUCACAGCCAUCAAACCUGCGCCCAACAUGCGAAAAUGGGUGGGGAAAAGACUGGCAAUUUCCAUUGUAUUUUCUUGCUCCAUUAUGCAAGCUGGCAUUUGUGCCAUCUGGCUGACAACUUCUUCCCCAUUUGUUGACCUGGACAUGAAAUUGCUGUCUGAAGAAAUCAUUAUGGAAUGUCGUGUGGGAUCCAUCAUCAUGUUUUACCUUGUCCUCGGCUACAUGGGACUUCUGGCCAUCAUCAGUUUUUCUGUAGCUUUCUUUGCCAGAAAAUUACCAGACACUUUUAAUGAAGCCAAGUUCAUCACCUUCAGUAUGUUGGUGUUUUGCAGUGUUUGGUUGUCAUUUGUUCCAACCUACCUGAGCACAAAAGGGAAAUACAUGGUAGUUGUGGAGAUCUUCUCCAUCUUCGCCUCCAGUGCUGGCUUACUGGGCUGUAUCUUUUUUCCCAAGUGCUACAUCAUCAUUGUAAGACCUGACCUGAAUAUGAGGGGUCGGUUAAUUAAGAGAAUCAGUUAA